CCGUACUUUACGGCCCACAAUUAUCCCAAGUGGCAUACAAAGUACAUUGAGCGUGAGGACAACGAUGGGAGACCCCAGAUACUCAAUCUGACUUGCCCAGCCACUUCCAAAGUGAUGAAGGAAACUUGUUCAGAGACUUGGCUGGCCACUUCCGACACCUUUUGAGCCAUCGCUUUUCCACUCCUCACGUCAAACAUAACAUCAAGGACUGUCUAUAUCACUUGCGAUAUAUUCACAUUCUCAUCAUUCAGCGACUUUUCCUAUUGCUGCACAACUCUCCGAGUCGGGAAUCACUGGGUGACAAAACGGAAACGUGACUUUGAGUGUGUCAGAGAUCGGUGAUUGGUUGAAAAUCUCCCCGCUUUUCCAAUCACAGCCACUUCCUCGGAACCAAACCAGAUCAGAUCAGAUCAGAGCAACUGUUCAUCCAUCAAGCAUCACUCUCUUUGUCGCAUAACCCUCUUAUUCAUCAUCAAAACAUCUCAAGUCAGUCAUUCCCUCUUGUUCACCUCCAAUUCCAUCACAUUGCCUUGCCCGGGUUGACGGCGUUCCUUCUCCAAUCUGUCGCGUCACUCCCGCAGCUGCAUCCUUGACUUCCUCGUCAUCUGUCGUCUUCUCACACCAUCAUCCUCAUCUUCUCAUCUUACCCACUUGUUCCUACCGCUGACUUUGUCCUCACUCAAGAUCUAAUCCAUCCUUUGAUCACGCGCACAUAAUCACGCGUCCGCGAAGUCCCCUCACCUUUUGCCAUAAUGGCCGACACUGCACCACCUCAAUCAGAAGCUCCUGUGCAAGCCGCGGCCGCAGAAACUGAAGCUCCUCCUUCGCUUGCAGCGCCUGCCUCAGCACCCGCGACCGAGAUGUCAGGAGCCUUGCCCACCGAGACGACAGAGAACAAGCCAACUCAGGAACCUGAAUCUGCUGUUCCAAAUGGUGCCCAAGACCCCACCCCUUCCGCGCCCACCGAGGCAGAGGCACCCGCGCCCAGCACUGAGCCUCCAGCCCCAGCUGCCGAUCCAGAGCCUAAGUCGGACGAACCAGCCGAUGCGCCCGAGCCGGAAACAAAUGGUACUCCAGCAAACAAGAAGGCCGCCACGACCAAACGACAGUCAAUGUCAGAGAACAAGGGCAAGAAGCUCAACAAGAAGAAGUCUGCCGCGAAGCUCACAAAUCUCGAUGCACAACCUGGCGAAUACUACAUUGCUAGAUUGAAGAGCUAUCCACCUUGGCCCUCAAUCAUCUGUGAUGAGGAGAUGCUUCCUGAUGUCCUACUCAAUAGCAGACCUGUCACAACCAAAAAGGCAGAUGGCACCUACAAUGAGGCUUACGCAGAUGGUGGCAAAAAGGUUACCGAGCGUACCUUCCCCAUCAUGUUCUUGCAUACCAACGAGUUCGCCUGGAUCCCCAAUACCGACCUCGCACCAUUGAAUCCUGAGGAUUGCAAAGAUGUCUCCGAAAAGGGCAAAGGAAAGGCUCUCCUUGCUGCCUACGAGGUCGCCGCAGAAAAUCACGAUCUAGAGUAUUUCAAGACUGUCCUCGACGAGCACGCUGCAGCUCUCCAGGCCGAUGAGGAUGCUCGACUGGCUCGAGAAGCCGAAAAGGCCGAAAAGGCAUCAAAGGCUUCCGAGAAGAAGAAGCGCAAGAGCGAGGCCAAGGUCGAAGAUGUCGAGAUGGAGGAUGCCGAUGCCGAUGCUGCUCCAAAGAAAUCGUCCAAGAAGAGGAAGAAGGACGCAGUGAGCGAGGACGAUGAUACUGAAAAGCCGGCAAAGACCCCCAAAACCGAGGAAAAGAAAGCCAAAGAGAAGACCGCCAAAGCCAAACCCGAACGGAGGAAGUCCAAGGCGGCAGCAGCAGCACCGGCCAGUGAUGAGGAAAUGGUCGACGCUGAACCCGAGCCAGAGGAGAAGCCACUUGAUCCGGCCGAGGCACGCAAGGCCCGAGACAAAGAAGUCCUGUUUCUGCGACACAAACUCCAGAAAGGCUUCUUGACCAGGGACCAGGCCCCCAGAGAGGAGGAAAUGCCUCAAAUGUCGACCUACAUCAAGAAAUUGGAGGGCUACACCGACCUCGAAAUGUCCAUCAUUCGGAGCACAAAGAUCAACAAAGUCCUGAAAGGACUCAUCAAGCUCAACACUAUUCCGCGAGACGAGGAAUUCCAUUUCCGACAACGGUCAGUGGAUCUGCUGAGCCAGUGGAAUAAAUUCCUUGGUGCGGAGCCUGUCGACACUGAAGGACAGACAACGAGUGACAGAGAUGCCAAAGCCACCCCGACCACCAACGGUGUUCACGACAAGUCAGAGGAGCCCACUGAGGAGAAGAAAGCCGAGAGUCCCUCCCAGGAUGGUCAGGUUGAUACUCCUGCUCCUGCAGAGACGACAACUGAGACCGAGAAGCCGGCUGAACCAGCCCCACCUGUUGCUGAGCCAGCGCCAGAGCCAGUUGUGAGCGAGAAGCCAGACACUGUCGGCAGCGAGGAGCCAAAGGCCACUCUCCCUGCACCCGAAGUGGUUGAAAAGGCACCUGAGUCAGCUGCGGCCGCCAGCGAGGCUGCAGAAGUGGUCAAGGCAUCCGAAUAGAGGGCCGACUUUGUCCUUUUCUAAGUUGGUUGAGCUGGCUGCGAGUGAUUCGUCCGCUAGCGACUUUCUUGCCUGGUGGACACGGUCUUUUGUUUGGAGGGGAGGUGACUUUUUGAUGCAUUGGCUUUAAUCGUUUCCUGCGCCGCAGACACCCCAUUCUUUGGGAUGACUGAUUGGUGGUAUGUGGACCACUGCGUCAGGCGGCAAAUUAAGCAUUGGAAAUGGGUUGCACAGUGAAAGUACUUUCAGGGAAGGAAAUGGGUGGAGGCUGGAGUGUUUGCGAAGAUUGGGGUGAAAAACCACCCAACCAUGGAUUCAGUCCAACGACACGGAUUUCGAGAAUUGAAUGAAACAAAUUUCGAGUUUGAGGAUAUUCCUCACCAGAAGGUGUUAGUUGAGUGCGACGAAUUUCCAGUAUUGCCUUGGCGGGAGGACAGGACGGCGCGGGGAGAGACGGGAAGCGGAUGAAAGGCGACAAAGAAAAUGGUCAUCAUGAUGUCUAUGGUGACAAUGAAGUGGUGAUCAAUAUGAGCAAAAGCAACAAGAAAACAACUUCCAAUCCUACCCAACUGACUCUGUUCUCGUGUUUUUGCACAGUUGACUGAAAAAAGGCGUGUCAGAUUUCUGGUCUUCUAUAUGAAUAUUUGUAAUGUACGGUUAAAGAGGAGAUAGAUGGGCGAGAAUACUGCUGUUAUUGAUGUGGUUGAAGGGUUUUUUGAAACAUCGAAACAUGUGACCAAUACUGAGAUCAGGUGACCGUCAGGCAUACGAUUGUUCAGUAUGAAGGUCAUGUAGAAGCAACGAAACGAAGAGAUGACAACCCAGACCAGGCCAGG
Exophiala mesophila is the source of this 3412-nucleotide messenger RNA. RefSeq lists its product as uncharacterized. The record is from RefSeq and is a predicted model, not a curated record. Lineage: Eukaryota; Fungi; Ascomycota; Eurotiomycetes; Chaetothyriales; Herpotrichiellaceae. Gene Ontology annotation, cellular component: mitochondrion. The transcript is spliced from 7 exons. Gene Ontology annotation, biological process: anterograde axonal transport. The coding region runs from base 753 to 2576 and encodes 607 amino acids.